Molecule: messenger RNA, 1081 nt
Organism: Medicago truncatula (barrel medic)
Lineage: Eukaryota; Viridiplantae; Streptophyta; Magnoliopsida; Fabales; Fabaceae
Product: chalcone--flavonone isomerase 1B-2
Exons: 4
Coding region: 155-826 (223 amino acids)
Biological process (GO): flavonoid biosynthetic process
Molecular function (GO): chalcone isomerase activity
Source: RefSeq, a predicted model, not a curated record
UGUUUGUCACCCGCUAAACAUACAUGAUUGAAAUUGAAAUGCCUUUUAUAUAAACAUCUCCACUCUGUGUCAAAUCUCAAAGCUAAAAAUAAAACAGACACUUGAAAAAAGCACUGGAAGAUCAAAUUGACGCAAAGUGGGAUAGCAAUAAGCUAUGGCAAAGGCAGCAUUCAUGAUCACCGGAGUGAAGGUGGAGUUCAUUGAAUUUCCGGCAGUGGUGACACCUCCGUCGUCCACCAAGUCCUAUUUUCUCGGUGGUGCAGGGGUGAGAGGGUUAGAUGUUGAUGGAGAGUUUGUGAAGUUCACUGGAUUAGGAGUUUACUUGGAAGAAAAGGCUGUAGCAUCACUCACUCUUAAGUGGAAGGGCAAGACUCCGUCUCAGCUCUUCGAAUCCCUUGAUUUCUACAGAGAUAUCAUCAAAGGUCCCUUUGAGAAGUUUAUUCGAUGUACAAAGGUGAGAACACUAGAAGGUAGUGAAUAUGUGAGAAAGGUGUCAGAAAAUUGCAUUGCCCAUAUGAAAUUUGAAGGAACAUAUGGCGAUGCAGAAGAAAAAGCCAUUCAAGAACUUAGAGAAGCCUUCAAGGUUCAAUUUUUUCCACCAGGGGCUGGUGUUUUCUUCAGACAAUCACCAAAUGGAGCAUUAGGGCUUAGAUUCUCCAAAGAUGAAACAAUACCGGAACAUGAGUAUGUUGUUAUAAACAACAAGCCACUUUCAGAGGCAGUGUUGGAGACCAUGAUUGGAGAAAUUCCUGUUUCCCCUGCUUUGAAAGAGAGUUUGGCUACAAGAUUUUAUGAGUUUAUGAAGAUUGACAACUUCAACAUUUGAAACUUAUAAUUAUAAGCAGUCGUCUUUGAUCUUGAAGGCGAGGUGAUCUUUGAUGCAAGAUAUAAUGGACACAUAGUCCAUGUGAAAUAUAAUUAUAAGUCAUAGAUUUAAUGUUAGUACUUUUUUGAAUUAAUUCUUCCAGCACUUUGUGGACUUGGUACGUCAUUAUUUAAAAUGACGGAUUUAGUUAUUUCUGGUUGUUUUUUCACGUGUUUGUGCAUCAUUUAUGAAAUAAAAGAAAAAGUUUUGAUUGAA